Daktulosphaira vitifoliae (grape phylloxera) is the source of this 499-nucleotide messenger RNA. RefSeq names its product barrier-to-autointegration factor A (gene baf). Lineage: Eukaryota; Metazoa; Arthropoda; Insecta; Hemiptera; Phylloxeridae. Bases 192 to 461 code for a protein of 89 amino acids. Gene Ontology annotation, molecular function: DNA binding. The transcript is spliced from 3 exons. The record is from RefSeq and is a predicted model, not a curated record.
UCAUUUUACCGAAGUUUUGGGUUUAAAAACGAGUUUCGUUGUUAGCGUAAUUUGUUACAGAAGCCUAGAAAUUUCGGACUUGCGAUAUUAAAAUCUUACUACUUGUAACUUAUAAUUUCAACUAAAAUUUAAAUAUUUUCAUAGAAAAUAUUAUUUCUCUUUUUUUAAAAUUUCCCAUCGAUCGAUAAAAAAUGUCAACUAGCCAAAAACAUCGCGAGUUUGCAGGAGAACCAAUGCGAGAUAAACCUGUCGAAGAUUUAGCUGGUAUUGGACCAGUAUUAGCUGCUAGACUAAAAGAACAAGGAUUUACUAAAGCAUACAAUGUUUUGGGUCAAUUUCUACUUUUACAAAUGGAUCAAGAAUUAUUUUGUGAUUGGUUAAAAGAUAUAAUAAAGGCAAAUUCGAAACAAUCUAAAGAUUGUCAUGCCUGUCUUAAGGCUUGGUGUGAUGAAUUUCUUUAGUUUUACAAUAUUCAAUAAAUUAAGGAAUUAUGUAAAAU